Messenger RNA from Daldinia decipiens, 1136 nucleotides. RefSeq lists its product as uncharacterized. Bases 372 to 974 code for a protein of 200 amino acids. NCBI's taxonomy places the organism in Eukaryota, Fungi, Ascomycota, Sordariomycetes, Xylariales, Hypoxylaceae. The record is from RefSeq and is a predicted model, not a curated record. The transcript has 3 exons. Gene Ontology annotation, molecular function: RNA binding.
GAGCUCUAGAGACGGGAAGCAUCUAAUUUGCCUUGUUUCUAGCGCAUUUCCAACUAGCAACCUGAGUCCCUCAAAUCCCAACCAGUUAACCACCUGCAGUUAACCCUUGCGCUUUCUUGGGUUGCGGCAUACAUACCGAUGCUAUCAAGUUGCUGAUAAGAAUUUCUUUUCUCCAUCAUCUUUUCGGUAUCCUGCAUUUGUUACUAUUGGAAACUUCAUCUUGACAAGCAACCAGGCUAUCGCCGAGCCAGGGAGGGGUCAGUCUUUUUUAUUUUUUAUUCUUUUACAGGUUCGCCUUUAUUGUACCUACGCGUCUCAUAUACUGCCGAACUAUACUGACGUGUCUCGGGAAUACAGUCACGUCAAGCAUCAUGUCCGACACGAAUCACGACGAGCGCGAUGUCACCGGAGAGGACCCCAUGGUCAACGAGGAGGGUAAUGAUGAAGAAGAGAUUUCGGCAAUGAAGAAACGCGUUGCCGAGAUGGAGCAAGAGGCGGCUAAGCUCCGCGAGAUGCAUGCUGCACUAGAGGAGAGAGGACAAGAGGUCUCAGAGGACAGAUCCGACGUUGAUAGUCGAAGUAUCUUCGUCGGGAAUGUUGACUACUCUGUCUCUCCCGAGGAGAUACAAGCUCAUUUCCAGAGCUGUGGUUCCAUUAACCGCGUCACUAUCCUGCUGGACAAGUUUACUGGCCAACCUAAGGGUUAUGCGUACGUCGAGUUUACCGAACCGAGCCUCGUCGCCCAAGCGUUGGUGCUGAAUGAUAGUGUUCUCAAGGGACGUAACAUCAAAGUUACUCCCAAGCGAACCAAUAUCCCGGGCCUUAGCCGUGGCCGUGGUGGCCGCGGCCGCGGCGGAUUUGGCGGUUCGGGACGAGGCUAUUACGGUGGAAGAGGUGGGUUUGCGCCACGAGGAGGCAUCUACCGGGGUGGUUAUCGGGGUCGAGCACGAGGCAAUGGUUUUAAUCCGUACUGAGCUUGGCUGGGCUCAUCUUCUCAAGUCUUCCAGUCCCGGCCCCUGAGAGACGUUGAAGAUCGCACAAGCGGAGAAGGGGGGGAAAUUUAUAAUUGUUAACGCAAAGGAACAUGGUUACCUACCUAUAGCCUUGGGUUCUAUAGGAAUUGGCAGACGAAUGUC